AUGCUGCUGGUCAACUGGAUGCCUUCCAAAGUUUGUGGGGAUCCGAGAUUGCUCUUGCACAAGGCAAAUCCCACUUUUCCCUUGGGUCCUUUUGACAGCAAGAACGGUAUCAUCUUGGAUGGUUCUGACUCCUUCAUAGUCACCCCAAACUCCUCUAUCAUCUGCAGGCCUCCCCUUGGGGCGAACCAGGAGGUAUACAUGUGGGAAAACUUUCGGUAUGGCCACGAUGACCUGCUCCAAUGGCCACAGGCCUAUGUUGAGCAGUUUCCUCAUCUGGCUUGUGUACGCUGGAUAGCUCCUGCCUCUCCAAAUGAUCCCUUCCAUCUGCUGUAUCUUGGCUUGACAAAGUACGAUUUUGUUGAGUGCGACCUAGACAGUCUUGUGGAGGGAGUUGGUCAUCUGCGUUACUCGACAUUUCUCAAAAUUCAAGCCACCUGCAAAGUUGUCAUUGAGUUGAUGAACUCAGUCGAUGCCAGCGCACCUGUGUCCCAUAGCAUGCAUGGACAUCUUAGUGUCAUUGAGCUGCUUCUGGGGUGA
Messenger RNA from Desarmillaria tabescens, 537 nucleotides. RefSeq lists its product as uncharacterized. The record is from RefSeq and is a predicted model, not a curated record. Bases 1 to 537 code for a protein of 178 amino acids. The transcript has 2 exons. Lineage: Eukaryota; Fungi; Basidiomycota; Agaricomycetes; Agaricales; Physalacriaceae.